Messenger RNA from Plectropomus leopardus (leopard coralgrouper), 1820 nucleotides. Lineage: Eukaryota; Metazoa; Chordata; Actinopteri; Perciformes; Serranidae. The record is from RefSeq and is a predicted model, not a curated record.
GUCGGACUCUCGCAUCAUCACCAUCACCGCCACCAUCCUCUGAGGUGUGUCUCCUGCCGCUGGAGCAGCAGACAGACUGCAGACACACAGACAGGAGACAGAUAGUCAGACAGAUCACCGACUGAGAACUACUCCAUCUCUUUGUCCACACGGAACAUGGCGUCAAAAUGUCCAAAAUGCGACAAGACGGUGUAUUUCGCGGAGAAAGUGUCAUCUUUAGGAAAAGACUGGCACAAGUUCUGUCUGAAAUGUGAGCGCUGCAACAAGACGUUGAAUCCAGGAGGCCACGCUGAGCAUGAUGGGACGCCUUAUUGCCACAAGCCGUGCUACGCCACCCUCUUUGGACCAAAAGGGGUGAACAUCGGCGGAGCUGGCUCCUAUGUGUAUGACGCUCCUGUCAACGAAGCCCCUGCUGCCGUUUCCAUGGAAACAGAUGCCAAACCAGAGGAGGAGAAAAAAGCCCACGCACGGGGACCAGUAAAGGCUGCAAGCUUCUCAUCUUUCUCUGGGGGGCCCAACAUCUGCCCCAGAUGCAACAAGACAGUUUAUUUCGCUGAGAAGGUGUCCUCUCUUGGGAAGAACUGGCACCGGCCCUGUCUGCGCUGUGAGAGAUGCAGUAAGACUCUGGCUCCUGGCAGCCACGCAGAGCAUGAUGGACAACCAUACUGCCACAAACCGUGCUACGCGGUGCUGUUUGGGCCCAAAGGUAUGAAGGCAGAAACACUGGGCAGCAGCAGGCUGGUGUCUAGAGAGACUCACAUUAGCAGUUUUUACACAGAAAUCACACAACAGGGCCGCUCCAAAGUCUCUACUUUAUACCACCUUUUUCAUUUUUUACACAGAACUAAACAACAACAGCAUCAUGAUGCCCUAGUGUGUCAUUUUAGAUAGCAUGUCAGCAUCGUGGAAUUAAAAGAGCCGUAACGGGUAACACAAAAGCGUCUGUCUCUAGUGUGACACGUACACAUUAGCAGCACUUUCAAAACAAAAACAAAGACAUAACAUGGCAAUAACUAUCAUUUAACAUCUGUUAUAUGGCAGCUGAUCCCUGGCCUUAUUGUCUCCCAAAUUUGGGGGAAUUUCUCUUCUUCUUUGAGUUAGCCACCAACUACCACCUUGGUCAUACACACAACCCGACAAAAUGUCACACUUGUCCCAUUCAAGGCCCCAUCCUGCCGGCUGUCCCUUUUACACAGACAUUGACUUGACGCUCUUAAUAUCUCUGCAGCCAGCUGAAAGGCAAGACAAGUCUGCGCUUCCAUUCCACAAUCGUAAACUCUGUAGAGAACAGUGAGGUUGAAUAAUGGCGAAACAUUCCUUGAAUAUGAAGUGCCAAAUGUGCUAUCAAGACAUUGCUUCAAAAACUCUCCAAGUCCCCAAACAACAGCACGCAGAGAGUCAUUUUAGAUCCACAAAUAUUUAUCAGAGACAAUUGUAUCGGUUGCAUCAAACCUUGGUGGAUGAAACCAAAUGAAAUAUUUUUGUGGACUUGAAAAGAGAAGAAACCUAUUAUGACCUUACUGCUCUUGCUUAUGCCAUAGCUGCAAAAAUAUAAUCCUGUGUAUAAUCCUAUAUAACCAUUCAAAGUUAACUUGUUCAUUAGCAGAUUUCCAUUUCACAAAACUGUGGCUGUUUUUUCAAAGGGAAUGACUGAUGCAGUCUCCUUUGCGAUUAUAUAGGCUCUGUUCACAAUUUACAAUUCAUAUGUGCUACAUGCCCUGUGGUGGGUGCUGUGGGAUUCCCUUAGCAAGCAAGCGGGGGAAAGUGGCUUUAGAAGAAGAAAACGGGGAAAUACAGAUGUAUGGAGCCCCAGAGGUGCC